AUGCAGCUCCCCAGCUGCGCAGCUCCCAGCCCCGAGGCUGCUGCCGUGCCCAUCCGCUGCGGCAACACCACCAAGUCCGGGAAGUUGCUGUUUCGCUUCCCCAAAGGACGGGGCCGUGCGGCUGCUGUGGGACCGCUUCGUCCGCUUCGUACGGGGCCGCCGGCCAACUGGUACCCGUGCGGGGACAGCUCCGUCAUCUGCUCCGAGCACUUCGCUCCCGCCUGUUUUGAUGUCUCUUCGGUUAUCCACUUCUCCGAGCGCCUGAGACCCGUGGGGGGCGCCGCGUCCAUUUUGCACCCGGUGUCCUCCCUGCUGAAACCUACGGGGAAAGCAGGGAGACUGAGCGGGCGACCGGGAACGGAGGAAAGCCCCAGGCAGUCAGGCAGCCCCAGGCUACCCCAGGGCCAGCCUCCUGUACACUCCUCUGGCCCACGAAGAGGGCUUUCGGCUUCACAGAUAAAGGGCCACCCAAAGAGGCCACCGGGGGUCUUGCAAGAACCCCAAUCGGCUAGGCUCCUCCACUUAGUGUCAUCUUGGGAAAAUCACCUCACCACGAAGGUUUUUGUUCAUCGGUGA
This is a messenger RNA of Budorcas taxicolor (takin), 576 nucleotides long. It is a transcript of the gene THAP10, whose product is annotated as THAP domain containing 10. Lineage: Eukaryota; Metazoa; Chordata; Mammalia; Artiodactyla; Bovidae. The record is from RefSeq and is a predicted model, not a curated record.